AUGUACCAGAAGAUAAGCACCAAGCUCUCAAGGCCUUCUUCAAGGAGUUUCAAGCAUUUUACAAAAGGAAGAUGGCUUCAUACUUCAGGAAGACUUACCGAGUAUGACGAUGUACCAGAACAUAAGCACCUAGCUCUCAAGGCCUUCUUCAAGGAGUUUCAAGCAGAUUACAAAAGGAAGAUGGCUUCAUACUUCAGGAAGACUCGGCAAUGUGUGGUCGAGAAAGAGAAAUUUGUCAUGCCGACACUCCCAUCUAAGCAAAGAGACAACAGAUAUAUCAAGGGCGUCAAGAGUGUCAUUUCUUUACUCUCGACUUCAUGGGAAGUUGCUGCUAUGCAAAGGCCCUCUAAGAAAACCUGCCACGUCUCAAGCUCUAUCUCUGCAGCCAUGUGCGGCCCUGAUGUUUGGGCAGAUCUUCUGGAUAGCCUGCUUCACCAAAUAAUUGUCAUCCUGAGCUCAUUCCAUGACCUCCUUGCUUUUAUUGGUGACCCUCAUCCCCAUAGUAGCUCUGCCAAGCACAAUCUUCUAUCCAAUUGCAAGUGGCAGCUUGUUGAUCCUGCAAAACGAACAUCCUCCCUUCACCGUUUAGCGCCUCGAUACCUUAGGGUUAGGCGCCAUAUGCGCUAUUUGGGCUGCUCAUAUGGUUAUCUGAUCUUCUCAGAUUUGGAGCAAUGCCUCCUCGUCGAUGUCUACAGUGGUGCUACCGUGAGGCCUCCCGGACUAAAAUCCAAUGGCAACCAUGAAAUCUACUAUGGAAUCCUUGUGGCUCCCAUCAACUCACCCAAUUCGCAUCUCUUCCUUUGCUCCACCAGAUCAUGCAUGUUCCAGUGGCAAGUUGGAACAAGCUCCUGGGUGGAGCACCCUCUUGACUGUGGGCGCAUCCUUCAGAUUGUUCUCUUCAAAGGUGAGAUGUUUGCAAUGGAUUUCCAUGACAAGCUCCAUAGAAUACGCUUGGCACCUCAGAUCACCAUGCAGGAAGUGCCAGUUGUCCAGGGAGAGGACAUGGUUGCUGGUCUAAAAGUUAAACCAUGGUUGGUGGUAUGUGGUGACACGCUUCUCCUGGUUGAGCUCUCAGUCAGCAGGAAUGCCUUCUUUGACUACUCUGCCACCUUCAAAGCCUUUCGCCUCAACUCAUCAGUUGAACCAGCUAAGUGGGUAAAGGUGGAUAAUCUAGGAAACAAUGCUCUCUUUGUUAGCUUUGAUAGGAGGAAUCCAACAUUUUCUUGCAUGAACCCCAAAAGAUGGGGAGGGAAGAGCAACUAUAUUUACAGUGCCAGAGGGUCUGCAGACUCUGAUGAAGCUUGGAGUGUGGUUGAGCUCGGUCAGCUUCUACCUUGCUAUACCGGAACCCAAUGUGUGCAUUGCAGUCGACUACAGAGCCUUUGGGUGCUCCCCAGUUUGGUUUAUGGUGGUGGUGGGUAG
This is a messenger RNA of Panicum virgatum (switchgrass), 1422 nucleotides long. RefSeq lists its product as uncharacterized. The coding region runs from base 1 to 1422 and encodes 473 amino acids. The transcript has 4 exons. The record is from RefSeq and is a predicted model, not a curated record. NCBI's taxonomy places the organism in Eukaryota, Viridiplantae, Streptophyta, Magnoliopsida, Poales, Poaceae.